This is a messenger RNA of Trichophyton verrucosum HKI 0517, 645 nucleotides long. RefSeq lists its product as uncharacterized. Gene Ontology annotation, cellular component: spindle; cytoplasm; microtubule. The record is from RefSeq and is a predicted model, not a curated record. NCBI's taxonomy places the organism in Eukaryota, Fungi, Ascomycota, Eurotiomycetes, Onygenales, Arthrodermataceae. Bases 1 to 645 code for a protein of 214 amino acids. Gene Ontology annotation, biological process: nuclear division; mitotic cell cycle; nuclear migration by microtubule mediated pushing forces. Gene Ontology annotation, molecular function: structural constituent of cytoskeleton; GTP binding. The transcript is spliced from 3 exons.
AUGUUGAUUCCUGACGGGUAUCUGACUGAAGAACGCAAAGCCGAGAAUCCAGAUAAGGAUACCUUUCAUACUUUCUUCUCUGAGACAGGAAGCGGCAAAUAUGUUCCCCGAACGAUAUAUUGCGAUCUCGAACCGAAUGUGGUUGACGAGGUUCGCACUGGUACCUAUCGCCAGCUCUUCCACCCUGCCCAGAUGAUCACCGGAAAGGAAGACGCUUCGAACAACUUUGCUCGUGGACACUAUACUAUCGGCAGAGAGAUAAUCGACGAUGUUGUGGAAAGAGUUAACCGUCUUGCUGAGAACUGUGAUGACCUGCAAGGAUUCUUACUCUUCCACUCCCUGGGUGGUGGUACGGGUUCGGGUUUUGGAACACUUCUCCUAGAGCGCCUAGCCACCCACUUUGCAAAGAAGAGCAAGCUUGAGUUUUGUGUCUACCCUGCUCCCAACCUGUCAACUUCGGUAGUCGAGCCGUACAAUUCGGUACUGGCUACAAGCUCGACUAUGGAAUUAUCGGAUUGCAGCUUCCUCCUUGACAACGAAGCCAUCUAUGAUAUCUGCACGAAGCAGCUCACCAUUGAACGGCCAGGGCUAGAAAACUUGAACCGUCUCGUGGCACAAGGUAAGCAGUUUGAUACUUGUUUUUAA